This is a messenger RNA of Drosophila willistoni, 6095 nucleotides long. RefSeq lists its product as uncharacterized. Gene Ontology annotation, molecular function: helicase activity; protein binding; transcription termination site sequence-specific DNA binding. Gene Ontology annotation, cellular component: nuclear body. The coding region runs from base 104 to 5770 and encodes 1888 amino acids. The transcript has 7 exons. The record is from RefSeq and is a predicted model, not a curated record. NCBI's taxonomy places the organism in Eukaryota, Metazoa, Arthropoda, Insecta, Diptera, Drosophilidae. Gene Ontology annotation, biological process: termination of RNA polymerase II transcription.
UCUUGAAUUGACUGUUCAGCCCUGAAAUUUGAGAUGUACUUGUUGCAUUCUUAAGCCUUACUGCCUUAGCAUUGCCUUUCUUCUUAGUUAAUAAAAUACAGUUAUGUGCAAAAUGGGUUUUUAUAGAAACAACACAAAUGGCGGCUAUUCCUGGUUCUUGGAGCAUGUGACCACAAGACACAGAGUGCUGUUGUCAUUUGGAGACAACAUAAUUGGUCGUCAUUCCCGCUGCAAUAUAUGUCUCUGUACGUCUUACGAUUAUCUCUCCCGACAACACUUAAACAUAAUAGUUGAUACGACAGGAGUGAAGCUAAGAUCUAUGAAUGCCAUGAAUGGAGCUUUUCAUAAUGGUGUGCGCCUCGAAGCCGAAGAGAAGUCUGCCGUCGAAGGAGAUGUGAUUAGCCUAAGUAUACAAGAUCCCGAAUAUCCUGUGCCAUCUCGGCAUGGGGUAUUCAAGUUAAAGAAAACAGUGAUUCUUGGUGAAGAGAUCGUCAUAACAUCCGACGAAGAUGAUGAUACCGAGCCAUUGCCACCGGAAGGACCUGAAGUAAGGGGUAACAGGGAUAUUGAAUUUAAUUUGGCCAAGCAAUUGCCAUAUUAUAUAAAACAGGAGACACAAGAGGAAGUCGAAGAAAAUGUACCCACGUCAAGCAGAUUACACUUACCCAAGUUAUCUGACGUUAAAGAGGAGGGCGUAAGCCAUGUGAGCAAUAAUAUUGAAGACAUAUUCGGGAAACCGGAUGAGCAAAUUUUAGACACUCUACUCCAAUUAAAUCCAUAUGUCUAUAACAAAUUGUCUACAACAAGCAGCUCAGCAGUUACUAAUAACAAACUGAUGCACGAUGGUGAUCGUAUUGAGUUAAGAGAAGAAAUGCCUCCACCGGCAAUUCCGCCACCUCCCGCACUUUCAAAUCCACCACCUACUUUUCCACCAUCUCCUCCAGAGGACGACUAUGAUGAGAAUAUGGCUAUGUCUCAAGUCGUCUUACAGGGAAUGAAAGAAGAAAUGGCUUUGGACGACGAUUUUGAGCUUGAUUUUGAUUUUGAUGACGAUGAUGAUUUUCGUGUUGAAAAAAAAGUGAAACACGAGGAACCUUUGCCAGCAUCAAAUGUUUUUCCCGAAUGGGAUGAUGAUGAGAUCAUUGUCAUAGAAGAUGAUGAUAUAGAGUCUUAUAAUAAAGUUGCCGAUUGGUCAUCCAAAUUGUUGACACAAAACAAUGCCGAUAUAGAUGCCGAAAUGGAAUUAUCACAAGUCUAUCCCUUGGACAACGAAGAUGAGGCGGACGAUACAGAUGACAAUGAUAAUAUUGAGUUCUUUCGCCCUAAUCAUCGAAUGCGCAUUGAUAGCAGUAGCAGCGAUGAUGCUGAGUCUGUGGAUCACAGAGUGGAUAAGGAAGAUGACACUACAAAAAAGUAUACUGUACCCAAAACGCGGCGUUGCGCAGUUCGGUUGAAAUCCAUUGAUCACCAUUGUUCGUUUAGUAAUGAGCAGGAUGCUAUCCUAUUUACUCGUCGUCAAAAGAAACUUUCGAUGGAGGAAGAGAUUACUGCCUGUUUAAAUCGAGAAAUUGCCCUGACAGAGGAACAACUUUUAUUCCGACGACGUCAAAAGACAACUGAAGAUAGCAAUGACAAGCUAGAAACAGAAGACGAAAUCGAAGACAUGAUAGCGGAUAUCUGUGCUGAAGCCGCCGCGGUCAAGAAAUUGAAGCCCAUUAUUAAGUCCGAUAAGUCACCACCGAGUUCUGGUAAAGAUUCAGUUGGAUUAAAACAUAAACUGGCCAAGAAACCAUCGGAAGAAACCAAAAGAAGGAAAUCCAUGUCUUCACGCGAAGUCACUAAAAAACAACCUCAAUCUUCUUCGGGAGAUAUACCUAAACGUCAGCGUUCCAAAUCCGUGUUAAUUCAAAACGAAGACAUUGCAUUAGAACAAUUGGAAACGACGGUCGACAAAAUUACAGAACUACCUCCACUAUCCUCCAAAACUACAGGUAAUCAGGCUAAAAUACGCCCAAGUUCAAAAGAGAAAUCGCCAGUAAAGGAAAAGGAGUUAAAAGAAAUCGAAAAUGACUCCAAAACUACAAGCCAUCAGUCUACAAUAAGGCCAGGUUCCAAAGAGAAAUCGCCUGUAAAGGCAAAGGAGUUAAGUAAAAUCGAAAAGGACUCCAAAACUACAGGUAAUCAGGCUAAAAUACGCCCAAGUUCCAAAGAGAAAUCUCCAGUAAAGGAAAAGGAGUUAAACAAAAUCGAAAAUGACUCCAAAACUACAAGCCAUCAGUCUACAAUAAGGCCAAGUUCCAAAGAGAAAUCGCCAGUAAAGGAAAAGGAGUUAAGUAAAAUCGAAAAGGACUCUAAAACUACAAGUAAUCAGGCUAAAAUACGCCCAAGUUCCAAAGAGAAAUCGCCAGUAAAGGAAAAUAAGUUAAAUAAAAUCCAAAAGGACUCCAAAACCGCAGACAACCAGUCAACAAUAAGGCCACGUUCCAAAGAGAAGUCGCCAGUGAAGGAAAAGGAGUUCAACGAAUACCAAAAGGACUCCAAAACCACUAGCCAUCAGUCUAAAAUACGCUCACGUUCCAAAGAGAAGUCGCCAUCAGAGGAGGAGUUAAAUGAAGUUCAAAAGAAAACUACUAAGGCAGGAUCACCUAGUUCUAGCUCAUCGAGUUUGAGUGGGCCACGCAGUUUGGUGGUCAUAGAGGCACCAUGCAUGCCCACUGGGCGCGGUAAGCUACGCGGUGUCUCUGCUCGAAGAGGAACAUCAACCAAGGAUAAGGUUCUUGAACGUCAACGAUCGGUGGAUUGCCAGGCUCAAAUGAAAUCGAAAUGGUAUCAAAAACGUAAAGAUAAAAGAAAGGAUGAUGAAAAAUUAAGAGAAACCCGAAAGGAAGUACUUAAGAAACUAGCCGACGAUAAGAAAUUGGAGGAGGCAACAACUUCUACUGCUCAAAAGCGAAAAUUCAACAAUACCAAAGUGCCCAAACUGAAUCAUACAAAUCGAGGAGCCUUUCUAACCGAAACAAGUGCAUCCACUGAAGCAACCCCGCCUGCAAAAAAACCCAAAUUGUCCGCUAAGGCGCCCUCUUCGCCAUGUCCUCGACGUGACAGUAAUGAAACGUUUUCUCAGCAAUUGCAAGCAGCCAAUGAUGCCUAUGUGCCCACCGCAUCCACAUCCGCUGCCGCAGCCGCAUCUAGAUCCGCUCCUGCAUCUACAUCCACCGUUGCAUCGACAUCUGCUGCGGCAUCCACAUCCGCUGCCGCAGCUGCAUCCAGAUCCGCUCCUGCAUCUACAUCCACUGUUGCAUCUACAUCUGCUGCGGCAUCCACUUCCGCUUCCACAUCUACUGUAGCCAGACGGCCGCCCGAACGUCGUGAUGCUGCCAUUGCCCGAAAUCAAAAAACUUGCAAUCGAGUGACCUUUGCCAGCAUGGAAAGAGAAUUUGAAUUACGUAAACAGCUGGACAAGGAGGCUCGUAGCGAACGGCAUGUGAGAUUCAAUUUGGUUCCACAGAUUAUGUAUAUCGAGUCCCUUGAAACUACCAAUUCAAAAAUUCACAAAGAUGCCCUAAAGCAAUAUUCUAGUGUCUAUGAGGAUAGAAGAAAAUGGUCACUGGAUUUAUAUAACAAGCGAAAAAGAUCCAACGACUAUAUGGGUUUGAUUUUGAAAUGGUGCAAUGAAUGGUUGAAGGUACGAAGUGCAGAUGUAGUAGCCGAGUCGGAUGUCCUAGUUCCCAUACCAAAUGAGUUUAAAACCUAUCGACAAUACAAAGAAACGUUUGUGCCUCUGAUGAAACUGGAGCUAUUAACGACCAUUGAGAGAGAUUACAAACAGUCUACAGUUAAUUUUGAAGUCUAUUUAAAAAGUUUCACUAAUGAAAAUGAUAGCUUUAUGCUUUUUACCAGAACCAACCACAAGAUGCAAUGGCACAAUCUCUGUACCCUGUCUAAUGAGAAUAAACUGCAAGAAGUAUUUGCCUGCCUUAUUGGAGUAAAAAGAUUAUCGGAAAAUUCCACCGAACUUGUCUUUCGCAUUUUAAAAGGCAAUAUCCAUAUGAAACAAUUAAGCGAAAUAAAAACGUUAACCGCUCGGGCAGUGGUUGACAAUUUGCGUGUGGAAUUGGGAGCUAUUGAGGCAAUCUCUCAAUUGGGAUGUUCACCGCUAUUUCAUCGCAUACUGACACCCAGUGAGCAUGUCCAAAGGGUAACAAAACCAAUGUCAGCCUAUAAGGGAUACCUUUACGGUGUCAGCGAACAUCAGCGUGAUAUAGUUAUGCAGACCAGCCAGCGUGUGAUAGACGAUGGCAAUGCAAGUAUAACCCUUAUACAGGGUCCACCCGGCACUGGCAAAUCGAUGGUUCUAUCCAAUCUAUGCUUGCAAUGUCUUUAUGGUGACACCGCAAAUAAACGCGAUCGCAAAAUACUCAUUUGCGCUCAUUCGAAUACAGCUGUGGAUAAUAUUGCCUCAUAUUUAUUAAAUAUCAGGCAAAAAAUGUCACGAGAAAAGUUUGAUAUUCUUCGAUUUGGUUGGUAUGAAAAAAUGUCAAAAGACACACGAAUACUGUCAAUCGAACAUCAUCUGGAACAGGCUAGACGAAAUAAACUUCAGCGUUUAAAUGUAGAACAAUUGGAACAAUUGAAAUAUCAAUUGAACGAACUGCAAACGGAAAUCAAAGGUAUUAGACAACAAACGAAUUUAAGUGCUCGACUCAGACAGCAAUUGGAGCAGAAAGAGAAACAAUGCCUUCACAUACAGGAUCAAUUGAAUCCACGUUUAACACAACGCGAGGAAUUUGAUAUAUCCCUAACGUGUGUACGUAGAAGCAAUAUCGUUUGUACCACACUGUCAUCAUGCGUGAAAUUGUCUCGAUUCAUUAAUUACUUUGAUAUAUGCAUCAUUGAUGAGGCCACCCAAUGCACGGAACCCUGGACCCUGUUGCCCCUGCGUUUUGCGGUUAAUCAUUUGGUAUUAGUCGGUGAUACCCAACAAUUGCCGGCAACUGUUAUAUCGCAGAAGGCUCAAGAUUUUGGGUUGGCCAACUCGAUGUUUGAUCGCGUCCAGCGUUGUCUCAAUGAUCAAUUGGAUAAGCCAGGUAGCUCUCAUUUGGUCCACACGAAAAUCUUUAAAUUGAGCAUGCAAUAUCGUAUGCAUCCGGAAAUAUGUCGAUGGCCCAAUCGUUAUUUUUACGAGGAUCAGCUGGUCGAUUCUCCAUGCGCGUUACGCCGGACUCAAUCUCCGCUCAUACCGUAUUGUGUCAUCAAUUUAAGCUUUACCCAAGACACAAAUUGCAUUAACAGUCGAAGUGUAAGCAAUAAUGAUGAAGCUCGCUUUGUGGCUAAUCUUUUAAUCGAAAUGGAUAAACACAUGUCGACCAAGAAAUAUGGUUAUGGUCUCAUAUCGCCAUACAGUAGUCAAUGUUAUGCCUUGAGUGAACUGAUACCCGCAGAAAUGAAGAUUAUACCAACAACUGUGGAUUCGUAUCAGGGCACGGAAAAGGAUAUUAUAGUCAUAUCGAAUGCCCGAACACGUGGCUGUGGCUUCCUGACAAACUAUCAACGCCUUAAUGUCGCCCUAACCAGAGCAAAAAGAUGUCUCAUUAUAUGCGGCAACUUUGAUGAUUUGCAGUCGGUGGAUAUGUGGCGUGCCUUAUUGAACGAUGCUCGUGAUCGAGGAGUAUACUUUGAUCUGGAGCGUGAACAUACUGAAGAUUUGCGGACUUCAUUAAUGCCAAAACUACUGAUCAAGCCUAUUGACUUGACCAGCUCAGCUACAUAGAUAAACAAAAUGCAGCUACAUAGAUAAGCAAAAAGCAGCUACAUAGAUAAGCAAAAAGUGCCAUAAAGUAUCAUAGCGAGAUUACAUUUAUCUCCAAGUGCCAAAGAUGGAGUGAGUGUGUGUGAGAGAGAAACAAAUUUGUUAAUCCAUAAUCCUUUUCAUUAUCCCCGAUGGAACUUCCUUUCAGUGUUGCUUCAUGGGGGGAGAAACGCCACCCUACAACAGUUUUAUAGAUUGAGCCACUGACUAGGCUACAGAGAGAGAUAGAGAUAGAGAGAGAGAUAGAAAUAAGAAAUAAAGUCAAUACAAUUACUUGAUUAUUCAA